Molecule: messenger RNA, 1065 nt
Organism: Verticillium nonalfalfae
Lineage: Eukaryota; Fungi; Ascomycota; Sordariomycetes; Glomerellales; Plectosphaerellaceae
Exons: 3
Coding region: 1-1065 (354 amino acids)
Biological process (GO): chromatin organization; negative regulation of transcription by RNA polymerase II
Cellular component (GO): pericentric heterochromatin
Molecular function (GO): DNA binding; chromatin binding
Source: RefSeq, a predicted model, not a curated record
AUGCCCGUCGCUACUCGGUAUCCAUCCUUCUCGCAGCAUGGCGGCGACGAGCUAUCAGACGUAAGCGAUGUUUCGAUGGCUGAUGCGCAGACCGAGCUUUCCGACGAUGAACCUGAACCGCUCAUUGUCAGCGACAUUGUUCCCUCGACUCCGAAGACGGGCCCUGUCCUUCCUAUCAAGCGUGGUGCUGGUCGACCUUCGAAGAAAUCGAAGUUGCCCGCCCCAAGAACGGCAGACACCAAGAAAACAUCAACAAGAAACGGUACGGAGACCUGUCUUCAGGACACCGAAAGUGAUGUUUUCAUCUCUGGUGAGGAUGAUCAAGAUUGUGUUUCGGAUGGCAAUGAUCUUGACCCAGAGGACGGGGAACUGCUUGUUCCCAAGAAGCAUAGCUCGAAGCGCUUGUUUCCUUCCCGGCCUAUCGGUAGACAUGCUUCGAGCGGCAUCGAGAACGGCAAGGGCGGUUCCGACGAGUCGGAAGAACUCAGCAGUACUGACGGUGAGGGCCAGCCUGUGUCGCCUACUCCCGCUAAGCGAGGACGAGGCCGCCCUCGCAAGAAAGACCAGUAUUCAAGCGUGAUGGUAAGGCCCAUCGCCGAGAAGAAACGUGCGAGCAGCUCGACAGACUCUUCGAAGCCCCGCCGCUCGUCCCGGCUCCAUCCCUCUGCCAGUGGCAGUGACCCUGUGACCAAGGCAAAGCUUGUUAAGAGGGCAAGGGGAUCUUCGCCAGUGAGAUUCACUCAGACUACUCCCCAAAAGUCUACCGGAAACAAAUUGCCUACACCUCAACCUACCGCUUCGAAGGUACACAAGCGUCGAGGACGACCUUCGAAGGCCAAGACGUCCAUGAAACGCGGACAGGGCGCCGAGCAGGAAUGGGAGGUUGAGUCAAUCGAGGACUCUCUCAUUGACCGCAAAGGAGGCGUCCACUACUAUCAAGUCAAGUGGAAGGGCUUUCCAGCGAGUCAGAACACUUGGGAGCCCCGCGCCAGUCUGUCCAAGUGCAAGGAUAUCAUCACCGCCUUUCAACAGCGUGACAAGAAGACGCAGAAGUCCAAAAGAUGA